This is a messenger RNA of Sphenostylis stenocarpa, 681 nucleotides long. The record is from the annotation of a GenBank genome assembly. NCBI's taxonomy places the organism in Eukaryota, Viridiplantae, Streptophyta, Magnoliopsida, Fabales, Fabaceae.
AUGGCACCAAAAUCCGAUAGCGCCGAAGCCAUCGUGUUGAACUUCGUCAAUGAGCAAAACAGGCCGGUGAAUACGCAGAACGUGGCGGAUGCGUUGCAGAAGUUCAACCUGAAGAAAGCGGCGAUUCAGAAAGCGUUGGACAACCUUGCCGAUGGGGGGCGCAUUUCGUUCAAGGAGUACGGUAAGCAGAAGAUAUAUCUUGCGCGGCAAGAUCAGUUCCAAAUUCCCAACAAUGAAGAAUUUAACCAGAUGAAGGAACAGAAUGCUGACAUGCAAAAACAGCUAGAAGAUCAGAAAAAGGCUAUCGGUGAGGUUGAGGCAGAAAUUAAGUCGUUGCAAUCAAAUUUGACACUGGAUCAGAUCUUUGAAAGAGAAGUGAACCUUAGAUUGGAGGUUCAAGAGAUGGAGGAGAAAUUGACCAAGUUACGGGGAGGUGUAACUCUGGUAAAGCCAGAAGAACGCAAGGCAGUUGAGGGUAUGUUAUCAGAGAUGCUAGGUCAGUGGAGAAAGCGUAAAAGAAUGUUCAAGGAUUUAUGGGAUACCCUCACUGAGAACUCACCUAAGGAUCCCAAAGAAUUUAAGGAGGAGCUUGGAAUAGAAUAUGAUGAAGAUGUUGGGGUGAGUUUUCAGUUAUACAAUGACCUGAUUCAACAUGGUAAGAAGCGGUCCAGGGGGCAGUGA